AUGAUAUGUCGAACCUGUCUCCGCGCCGCCUCGCGCGCACAAACAACCCCAUUCCCACGCCCACAACAAGCCUCACGCUUCCUCACCACCACAGCGCCCCUCCGCAACGCAACACCAAUCUCCGCAAGCACCGCAACGCAAUCCGCAGGCCGCCAAGGCGACUCGACAUCCUCGCACACACCGCCAACCGCAACUUCUACAUCCGCCGCACAGCCUUUUAGCGAGCCGUUAACGCCAGCUGCGAGUCCGGAUCUCAAGGCCACGGCUGCGGAGGCUGCAAAGAAGAAGGCUGCGCCGCUGGUAAAGAGCAGUAUACCGGCUGGACAACCACUCAAGGGAUUGAAUUUCUUGAAAGAUAGACAGGACCCUGUUGCGUUGGCUGAUGACGAGUACCCGAGUUGGCUGUGGACGAUAUUGGACCGACAGGAGAAGAAGGCCGAGGCUGGAGCGGGAGAUUUGUUCUCGAAAUCAAAGAAACAACGUCGUUUAGCUGCGAAGCGCCUCCGUAAGGAACAAGCCAUGAACCCGGAGAUGAUGGUACCAAAAGUGCCGUUGUACGAGCAAACUAUUGAUUUACCGGCUGGAGACGGUAGUCUGGAGGGGUCGAUCAAGGCGCAGGAUGCGCGAGAGGAGUUGACAAAGGCGAUGAGGAAUAAGAGGAGAGCUAGCAUCAAGGAGGCUAACUUCCUGAAGGCCAUGGGAUAG
Messenger RNA from Alternaria arborescens, 705 nucleotides. RefSeq lists its product as hypothetical. The transcript has 2 exons. Gene Ontology annotation, cellular component: mitochondrial large ribosomal subunit. The record is from RefSeq and is a predicted model, not a curated record. The coding region runs from base 1 to 705 and encodes 234 amino acids. Gene Ontology annotation, molecular function: structural constituent of ribosome. NCBI's taxonomy places the organism in Eukaryota, Fungi, Ascomycota, Dothideomycetes, Pleosporales, Pleosporaceae.